AUGUCUAUCAACAAAGUCCUCCUCGUCGGCGCAAAUGGCAAUCUAGGCUCGGUCCUUCUUGAAGGUCUGGUCGCCUUGAACUCCUUCUCCGUUUCCGUCGCCAAGCGCGCAUCGUCCAAAUCUACCCCUGCGCACGCAUCCUCCGUGAAUAUCGUCACGAUACCAGAUGACCUUUCCAUUGAAGGCUUGAUCCCUAUCUUGAAAGAGCAAGAUGCUGUCAUCGCUUCAUUUCCUUUGACAGGCGUUGUUGACCAGCAUUUACGUCUUGCUGAAGCAUCUGCGAAAGCUGGUGUCAAGAGGUUCAUUCCAGCUGAUUUUGGGAGCUGUGAUGCACAGAGCGAACAGGCGAAGAAGCUUUUGAAGCUAUACCGUGACAAGGAUACUGUAAGGAGUAAAGCUGUCGAGCUUGCAAAUGAAUACCCUGGUUUCUCAUGGACAUCGCUUGUCUGUGGGCAUUUCUUCGAUUAUGGUAUUCUCGAUGGUCUGCUACACACCGAUCUUGAGACCAACACCGCUGUCAUCCUCGACAAGGGCGAUGUCCCAGCCUCAGCAUCUACACUCCACCGUGUUGCUGAAGCAUUAGUCGCCGUUCUCAAGCGCCCCGAUACAACGAAGAACCGUCUUCUCUACGUACAAAGCUUCUGCAAGACACAGCUUGAGGUUGUAGCAGCACUGGAGAAAGCUACGGGUGUAGAGUGGAAGAAGGAGUUUGUAGACUCGGAGGCGUUCUUAGAGAGGGAGGUUAAUAAGUUGGCGGUGGAGUAUAGCCACCAUGCGAUGGAGGAGAUUGUGUUUGUGUUGGGAGCGCUUGAUGCCGAGUGGCCGAAGCGGGGAGAUGCGUUUGCGAUGAAGGAGUUGGGAUUGGAGGAUGAGGAUCUGGAUAAGGUUGUCCAGAAGGUUGUGGAUGAGUGGAAGAGGGAGAAAGAGGAGAAGAAGUGA
Messenger RNA from Fusarium mangiferae, 939 nucleotides. RefSeq lists its product as uncharacterized. NCBI's taxonomy places the organism in Eukaryota, Fungi, Ascomycota, Sordariomycetes, Hypocreales, Nectriaceae. The record is from RefSeq and is a predicted model, not a curated record. The coding region runs from base 1 to 939 and encodes 312 amino acids. The transcript has a single exon. Gene Ontology annotation, molecular function: oxidoreductase activity.